Messenger RNA from Lactuca saligna, 1189 nucleotides. The record is from the annotation of a GenBank genome assembly. Lineage: Eukaryota; Viridiplantae; Streptophyta; Magnoliopsida; Asterales; Asteraceae.
GAUCCAAAUACUUCUCGAGGUCGUUUAUUUAAACUGUUUUAGUAUAAAGCGGAGAUUCAAGGGGGUAAUAACACAAAGCGUCAAUACGCUGAGGGUGUUAUAUAAUCACCUUGAAAAACACAAAAAAAGUUGCUCUCUUGAACUUCGAUUAUGGUAUAAAAAGAGCUCCUCACAACACCAUCUUCACUUUUUAUCUGCUGAUUUGAGGGCUUGAUUUACAUUAAUGGAUCAGAAAAUCAAUGUUUUCGUCUGGGAUAUGGACGAGACUCUCGUCUUACUAAAAUCCCUCAUCACAGGCACAUAUGCAAAGGCUUUUAAUGGCUCUAAAGACGUUCAAAAGGGUAUAGAAAUUGGCAAAACUUGGGAAAAUCAAAUCCUUCGGAUUUGCGAUGAUUACUUCUUCUAUGAACAAAUUGAAGGCUGCAACAAGCCUUUUGUUGAUGUAAUGAGGGAGUAUGAUGAUGAAUUAGAUCUCACUGAUUAUGAUUUUAAGAAUGAUGGUUUUGUUGGUGCCUCUUUCAAUGAUGUCGCCAACAAGAGGAAAUUGGCAUACAGACAUCGUAUCAUUGCUCAGAAGUAUAAAGAGGGAUUGCGUAGUGUUUUUGGUGAAAAGAUGAUAAAAUCAUGGGACAAUCUUUAUCAGGAGACCGAUGAUUUUACAGACAAAUGGUUGUCUUCAGCCAAGGCUUGUGUGGCGGAAUGUGCAAGUGGAAACAAAGAUUCCAUUCCGGAUGGCAUCUCAGAUUCCACAAGUUCAAGAAUUCAAAAUGUGAAUGUUAUUGUAACUUCUGGCUCAUUAAUUCCAAGCCUUGUCAAAUGCUUGCUAUUUCGGCUUGAUGACUUAUUUUCCUAUGACAAUGUUUACAGCUCAUGGGAAGUAGGGAAGUACAAAUGCUUUUCGUUGAUCAAAGAACGAUUCAACGGACCAAACGUGCAGUUUUGUGCGAUUGGAGACGGAUGGGAAGAAUGUGAAGCCGCCGAAAACAUGCAAUGGCCGUUUGUGCAAAUUGACCCGGGGCCCGGCUUGGGGGUUCAGAUGUCAACUGUUGCAACCCUCCCCCCCAGCCGAAAAAUUGAUGAUCUAGAUUGGAUGGUGGGGUCUGAUGGUGGGUUCUGUAUUAUAGAGGUAAAAGCUAAAGGAUUAGGGUUCAAAGGACAAAAGGUAUCACAUAAUUUCUUUGUCGGAUGA